Thermothelomyces thermophilus ATCC 42464 is the source of this 936-nucleotide messenger RNA. RefSeq lists its product as uncharacterized. Gene Ontology annotation, cellular component: cytoplasm; nucleus. Gene Ontology annotation, molecular function: ornithine decarboxylase inhibitor activity. Gene Ontology annotation, biological process: positive regulation of protein catabolic process. The transcript has 3 exons. Lineage: Eukaryota; Fungi; Ascomycota; Sordariomycetes; Sordariales; Chaetomiaceae. The record is from RefSeq and is a predicted model, not a curated record. Bases 1 to 936 code for a protein of 311 amino acids.
AUGGCGCCCAUGAAAUCACCGAAAUCGAGUCAUAGUAGUAGUAAUUAUGGCGAGGACAUUGUGCGUCAAGCCAAUAUCCUCGCCAGCUGCUACGGGCCGAGUGGUAUUCCUGAGGUCCCUUCGACGGGACUUCCAUCGCCGCCAUCAAGCCCCCCCCUCGCGGCCCUUACGUCGACCAACCAGCUCGCGCUGACCCCCAAGGCGAGGUCAACAUCUGCGCGCGGGCACAGCGUCGGUCGUCAUGGCUCAGGCUCUUCUGCCGAAUCAGGCAGUAGCGCCUGGCAUCGCCGCCGAGGGGGGGCAACACUGCGCAUCAGGGAAGAAUGUGAGAGGUUCUUUUGCGAGUCGCUGCGCGCCAUGCUUCUGGGUGAGAGGAACGCGGCGCUGCAGGGCUCGGGCCUGGCCAGUGUUUACAGCAACAACUACGACAACAACAACAGCUACAACGGCAGCAUCACCAACAAUGCCAGCCGGAGUGACGGACGUGCGCAGGCAGUGGGAAACCACGGCCAGCUAACUCCGCCCGACGACUAUCCAAUCGGGGAUGAAACCUUGAUGGGCCGUCGGGGCUUCGGUGCCCCCGGCAACGUGCUAAGCUGGCUGGAAAUAUGGGACUAUGCCGGAGGCUCAAGUUUCCGCGGCUUCGUCGCUUGUGAUGCCCGUCGUGGGACCAGGUCGCUGUUUGUUUUCUUCGAUGCACAUUCCAUUUCUCGCGACCUGAAGCAGGCACUCGUGGCUCUCAUCGAGCUGGCCGAGGGCCCUCUUGCUUGCUCGCACAUGGUCAUCUGCAUCGAACGGUCCUUGCCCCAGGAGGAAAUGAAAGGAUUGACCAAGGGUCUUCAGUGGGCUGGUUUCUCGCUCACCACACUCGAUUUCUGGUCUCCCGGGGUCGACGUCCUGAGCAAACGGUGGUUGUUCAUGGGCAUGGAGUUAUGA